AUGGGUGCCUCACAAAAGCUUCACCAAAUGGAUUCCGACAAGUGGGUUAUGUCUGGAAUUACACUCCGAGCUCCUUUGAAGCCGAUUUUCACCAAACCCAUGGAGAGAACGGAGGCUGAAGAAGAGUUCUUCUCGACCACUCCAACAUCUGUGGAAUCAAGAAUCCCUAGCAGACAGGUUUGCCCGCCGGCUCCCAAGAAGCGAAAGCCGGCUUCUUCAAGAUCAAUAUGCCAGUAUAGAGGAGCUAGGGAGUUUUUCAAUCCUCCGGACUUGGAAUCAAUAUUCAUACGCCGUGUUGAGGGGGCAUAA
Molecule: messenger RNA, 309 nt
Organism: Sesamum indicum (sesame)
Lineage: Eukaryota; Viridiplantae; Streptophyta; Magnoliopsida; Lamiales; Pedaliaceae
Product: cyclin-dependent protein kinase inhibitor SMR6
Biological process (GO): regulation of DNA endoreduplication
Source: RefSeq, a predicted model, not a curated record